Molecule: messenger RNA, 2771 nt
Organism: Musa acuminata subsp. malaccensis (wild Malaysian banana)
Lineage: Eukaryota; Viridiplantae; Streptophyta; Magnoliopsida; Zingiberales; Musaceae
Source: RefSeq, a predicted model, not a curated record
UCCGGAAAAGCUUCGGCGUCAGAAGCUGCCUCCUUAGUCGUAGUAUGCGAAUGGAAGUCUUUGACUACGGUAACUGAAGAAACAAGCUUUGGAAGUCUUUGUUUGACUGGUCGCAUCCUCAUCGAGACAAAGAGACGUCGUCAAAUCGUUCCAAGCAUCUCUCGGCGUCAGGCCGGCAACGGCUUCCAUAAGUACUCCGCAGCACUGGCGAGAUCCUGCAUCGAGAACUGGCAAGAGAGUCCCAGCAAUAGGUGAUGGCGUCCUUCUCUUCCUUCCUGCACCUUUCUGCACUCGCUCUGCUUACGUUUUCUAGCCUCUCAUGUGCUAAAAGCUAUAGCAACAUAAGCCUGGGGUCCUCCCUCACCACCUCCGGUCCAAACACAUACUGGCUCUCCCCCUCCGGCGAGUUCGCUUUCGGUUUCCGUCCUCUCGAAACAGAUAGCAGCAGCUUCCUGCUCGCCGUCUGGUUCGAGAAGAUCGAAAGCAAAACCGUAGCUUGGUACCCACGCCCCUAUAAACCAGUGACCGCCGGGUCCAGUGUGGAGCUGACGACCGACGGGCAGCUCUUGCUCAAGGACCGAACUGGAAGUUCGCUGUGGGACCCCGGCGUCAGCAACGCCGCCUAUGCCGCCGUGCUCGACACUGGUAACUUCAUACUUGCCGGUGCCAACGGCUCGCCCCGAUGGCAGAGCUUUCAGGAUCCCGCAGACACCAUGUUGCCUUCCCAAGCGCUGGAGCUGGAUACCAAGCUUCUGUCCCGUUUGACAGACACGGAUUAUUCCGAGGGAAGGUUCAAGCUCAUCAUGCAAAACGACGGCAAUCUCGUGCUUUAUGCGGUGGCCGUCCCGUCCAGCUUUCAGUAUGAUCCUUACUGGAGCAGCGACAGCGUCGGUAAUGGAACGGGACUCAUCUUCAACCAAUCUGGCAGCGUAUACCUUUCUAGAAAAAGCAACACCAACAUCAAUAUCACUUCCGUGGAGAUGUCAUCGUUAGAAGAUUUCUACCAGAGGGCAACGCUGGAUUUUGAUGGAGUCUUCAGACAGUACAUCCACCCCAAGAACGGCUCCGGAAAUGGUGCAUGGCCGUCGGAUAGAUGGACUAUGGUGGGUCUCACGCCGACUGACAUCUGCAGUUCAUCCAACUUCAAAUUGGGGAGCGGUAUUUGCGGAUUCAAUAGCUACUGCACGACGAGCGACAACUCGAGCGUCGUCUGCGAGUGCCCACCUCAGUAUUCCUUCAUGGAUCCGAGCAGGAGGUAUAAAGGAUGCAAGCCUGACUUCCCUGCCCAGAGCUGCGAUGCAGACGAAUCGGAGGCAGCACCACUGUAUGGAUUCAGGACGCUGGUCGACGUGGAUUGGUCACUAUCCGAUUACGAGGAGUACUCGCCCAUCUCGGAGGACCAGUGCAGAGAAGAAUGCCUGACAGAUUGUUUCUGUGCACUCGCCGUCUUCGAUGCCGGUAGUGGUUCUUGCUGGAAGAAGAAGAUUCCCCUGUCCAACGGGAGAAAGGCUAGCGAUGUCAACAGAAGAGGGUUCCUCAAAAUUCCCACAGACAAUACUUCACAACCUUUCUCUUCGACGGGGGAGGAGAAGGGCAAGAGGACCUGGAUUUUGCUGGGAUCGUUGUUCCUUGGAGUCUCCCUAUGUGUGCUCAUGAUCUCGAUACUUCUCGUCACCUAUUGGUCCUUUGUCCACAACAAGAUGUUGCAUAAGCGUCAACCGUCCUCGAGCUUGCCGACGUUGAGCCUGCGGUCUUUCACUUACCCCGAGCUCGAAGAAGCCACCAAUAGCUUCAGAGAGGUGCUGGGUAGUGGCGCUUCCGGCGUCGUCUACAAGGGGUUCUUGAAAGACGAAGCCGGAACUCGUGUGGCGGUCAAGAAACUCGACAAGGUCUCGAGGGAAACAGAGAAGGAAUUCAUGAACGAAGUCAUAUCCAUUGGGCAGACCUACCAUAAGAACCUGGUGCGACUGGUGGGAUUCUGCUGCCAAGGGACGGAUCGGCUUCUGGUGUACGAGUUCAUGAGCAACGGCUCCUUGAUGGCAUUACUGUCCGGGGACGUGAGGCCGAGCUGGGAUCAACGCGUCCAGAUCGCGCUUGGAAUCGCAAGAGGCCUCCUCUACUUGCACGAGGAGUGCAUCAGCCAGAUCAUCCACUGCGACAUCAAGCCCCAGAACGUGCUUCUGGACGACAACUUGGUGCCGAGGAUCUCAGAUUUCGGCUUGGCCAAGCUUCUGAAGACGGACCAGACGCGAACGAAGACGGACAUCAGGGGGACCAAAGGAUACGUCGCACCAGAGUGGUUCAAGAACGCGGGCGUCACGGCCAAGGUCGAUGUGUACAGCUUCGGCGUCAUGUUGCUGGAGAUCAUAUGCUGCAGGAGGAACGUGGAUCUGGAGCUGGGAGAAGCGGAGGAGGCGAUAUUGACCUUCUGGGCGAACGACCGCUUCAGAGACGGGAGGCUGGACUUGCUCGUGGAAGGGGAUGAGGAGGCGACGUUGGACAUGAGAAGGGUGGAGAGGUUCGUGAAGGUGGCGCUUUGGUGCAUCCAGGAGGAGCCGUCGAUGAGGCCGACGAUGCACAAGGUGGCUCAGAUGCUUGAUGGCACGGUGGCUGUCCCCAUACCCCCUGAUCCGUCCUCCUACAUCAGUUCAUUGCAGUGAUGGAUACCUUCACGGUAGAUUGGCCCAUAACUUGACAUCUAGAGGUACAAAGAAAGGAUGAUACUUGCUCAUGUUUUGGUAUUACAGUAUGCAGGUUUCCGAUUCCCUGUU